AUCGAUAGUUUUGCAACCCUGUAGCGCAGCCAACUUCACUCUUUCUCUUUUCAGCCUCCAUUGACGAGUGUUGGGUCGCUAAUUUGUAAAAUAUUACAAAAUCACAAUGGAGAACGACGCCGGUGAGAAUGUUGAUUUAUACGUGCCCCGCAAAUGCUCGGCAUCAAACAGAAUCAUCCACGCUAAGGAUCACGCCUCUGUGCAACUGAGCAUUGUUGUUGUGGAUCCCGAAACCGGCCGCCAAACCGACGGAACCAAAACUUAUGCUAUUUGCGGAGAAAUCCGUCGCAUGGGCGAGUCCGACGAUUGCAUUGUGCGUCUGGCCAAGAAGGAUGGUCUCAUUACCAAUUCCUUUUUACCUUGCAGGAACUUCUAAAUAAAUUGUAUACAAGAUGAAUUGGUAAUAAAAAGUGAGAAUUCCCUUUGUAUUUAACGUAA
Drosophila mojavensis is the source of this 438-nucleotide messenger RNA. It is a transcript of the gene RpS21, whose product is annotated as 40S ribosomal protein S21. Gene Ontology annotation, cellular component: ribosome; cytosolic small ribosomal subunit. The transcript has 4 exons. Bases 107 to 376 code for a protein of 89 amino acids. Gene Ontology annotation, biological process: translation; endonucleolytic cleavage in ITS1 to separate SSU-rRNA from 5.8S rRNA and LSU-rRNA from tricistronic rRNA transcript (SSU-rRNA, 5.8S rRNA, LSU-rRNA); endonucleolytic cleavage to generate mature 3'-end of SSU-rRNA from (SSU-rRNA, 5.8S rRNA, LSU-rRNA). Lineage: Eukaryota; Metazoa; Arthropoda; Insecta; Diptera; Drosophilidae. Gene Ontology annotation, molecular function: structural constituent of ribosome. The record is from RefSeq and is a predicted model, not a curated record.